AUGAUUGGCAGUGUCUUUUUCAUCUUUAACCGGCUGGUGGAGUUUGUCUUUCUCAUUCCGAUCAUCGGUAUGAUGCCACUCCAUACUAACGAUGCAUUCCCAUCACGCGCACAGGCAUACUUUGUCAAUGGCUACCUCAAGGCCAACAUGCUCACGCCCGCCUACAUCCUGGUCCUCUUCAUCGUUAGCGUGAUCGCUGCCUUUUGGGUCCUCGACACGCUCGUGCGCUUCUCCACCACCAAGCGCUCUGCAUACUUUGUCGCCUUUGUGGACCUUUGCUUUGUUGGAGCGUUUAUUGCUGGAGUCUAUGAGUUGCGCUUCAUCGCCAGUGCAGAUUGCUCCAGCUGGAACCCAGGUAUCGUCUGGGUUUCCCUGGGUCCCUUCGGCGCAUAUGGUGCGCAAGUGGAACACCUGUCACUGAAUGUGGACAAGACCUGUGCCAUGCUCAAGGCCUCCUUUGCACUGGGGAUUAUGGAGACUAUUUUCUUCUUCUGGACCGCCAUUCUGGCGGUCUUUAUCCACAGCAGGAGUCGUGAGCCGGUCGUCGUCAAGGAGACCACUGUGCGUCGGCGCAGUCACAGCAGUCGUCGAGGCCACUCGUCAUCACACCGUCACCGAAGCUCCAGCCGUCGACCUCACUAUGUGGUCUAA
Messenger RNA from Penicillium oxalicum, 651 nucleotides. RefSeq lists its product as uncharacterized. The transcript is spliced from 2 exons. Bases 1 to 651 code for a protein of 216 amino acids. The record is from RefSeq and is a predicted model, not a curated record. NCBI's taxonomy places the organism in Eukaryota, Fungi, Ascomycota, Eurotiomycetes, Eurotiales, Aspergillaceae.